GCUCUGCUCGGCAUCUGGGGACGCUCGCGGCUCUCUGCGCCCGGCCCAGCUUCUUUCAAAAUGUCUACUGUUCAUGAAAUUCUCUGCAAGCUCAGCUUGGAGGGUGAUCACUCGACACCCGCAAGUGCGUAUGGGUCAGUCAAAGCCUACACCAACUUUGAUGCUGAGCGGGAUGCUUUGAACAUUGAAACGGCCAUCAAGACCAAAGUUCUGAAGGAACUUGCAUCAGCGCUGAAGUCAGCCUUAUCUGGCCACCUGGAGACGGUGAUUUUGGGCCUACUGAAGACACCUGCUCAAUAUGAUGCUUCCGAGCUAAAAGCCUCCAUGAAGGGGCUGGGAACCGAUGAGGACUCCCUCAUUGAGAUCAUCUGCUCCAGGACCAACCAGGAGCUGCAGGAAAUUAACAGAGUCUACAAGGAAAUGUACAAGACCGAUCUGGAGAAGGACAUUAUUUCCGACACAUCUGGAGACUUCCGCAAGCUGAUGGUUGCCCUUGCCAAGGGUAGAAGAGCAGAGGAUGGCUCAGUCAUUGAUUAUGAACUGAUUGACCAAGAUGCCCGGGAUCUCUAUGACGCUGGAGUAAAGAGGAAAGGAACCGACGUUCCCAAGUGGAUCAGCAUCAUGACCGAGCGGAGUGUAUGCCACCUCCAGAAAGUAUUUGAUAGGUACAAGAGCUACAGCCCUUAUGACAUGUUGGAGAGCAUCAGGAAGGAGGUCAAAGGGGACCUGGAGAAUGCUUUCCUGAACUUGGUCCAGUGCAUCCAGAACAAGCCUCUGUAUUUUGCUGACCGGCUGUACGACUCCAUGAAGGGUAAGGGGACUCGCGACAAGGUCCUGAUUAGAAUCAUGGUCUCCCGCAGCGAAGUGGACAUGUUGAAAAUCAGGUCUGAGUUCAAGAGAAAGUACGGCAAGUCCCUGUACUCUUACAUUCAGCAAGACACUAAGGGCGACUACCAGAAAGCGCUCCUGUACCUGUGUGGUGGCGAUGACUGAAGCCCGACCCAGCACGAGCAUCCGGAAACGGUGCUCGCUACGCUUCCAGCUAACAGGUCUAGAAAACCAGCUUGCGACUAACAGCCCCCGUGGCCGUCCCCGUGAGGAGGAUGUUAGCAUUGCCCCCUGCCUUAUCUUAGUAGCCUGAGCAUUGCCUGGCCUUCUUGUCUAGCCUCUCCUUUUAGCCAAAGAAGUGAACAUUCCAAGGAGUUGGAAGUGACGUCUAUGAUGUGAAACACUUUGCCUCUUGUGUACUGUGUCAUAAACAGAUGAAUAAACUGAAUUUUUACUUUGAAAA
This is a messenger RNA of Propithecus coquereli (Coquerel's sifaka), 1291 nucleotides long. RefSeq names its product annexin A2 (gene ANXA2). The coding region runs from base 61 to 993 and encodes 310 amino acids. Gene Ontology annotation, cellular component: cytoplasm. The transcript is spliced from 12 exons. The record is from RefSeq and is a predicted model, not a curated record. NCBI's taxonomy places the organism in Eukaryota, Metazoa, Chordata, Mammalia, Primates, Indriidae. Gene Ontology annotation, molecular function: calcium-dependent phospholipid binding; phospholipase inhibitor activity; calcium ion binding.